Messenger RNA from Nannospalax galili (Upper Galilee mountains blind mole rat), 1999 nucleotides. RefSeq names its product sequestosome 1 (gene Sqstm1). The record is from RefSeq and is a predicted model, not a curated record. The coding region runs from base 59 to 1381 and encodes 440 amino acids. The transcript has 8 exons. Gene Ontology annotation, molecular function: K63-linked polyubiquitin modification-dependent protein binding; zinc ion binding; protein kinase C binding. Gene Ontology annotation, biological process: endosome organization; mitophagy; aggrephagy. NCBI's taxonomy places the organism in Eukaryota, Metazoa, Chordata, Mammalia, Rodentia, Spalacidae. Gene Ontology annotation, cellular component: aggresome; amphisome.
AGCCAGGCGCCGGCGCUCGCCCCUGCCCAGCUGUUCUCUCGCUACCAAAUUCAUAGUUAUGGCGUCGGUCACAGUGAAGGCCUAUCUUCUGGGCAAGGAGGAAGCGGCCCGCGAGAUACGCCGCUUCAGCUUCUGCUUCAGUCCGGAGCCUGAGGCGGAGGCCCAGGCUGCGGCCCGCCCGGGGCCCUGCGAGCGGCUGUUAAGCCGGCUGGCCGUGCUAUUCCCGGCGCUGAGGCCUGGCGGCUUCCAGGCGCACUACCGCGAUGAGGACGGUGACUUGGUUGCCUUUUCCAGUGAUGAGGAGUUGACAAUGGCCAUGUCCUAUGUGAAGGAUGAUGUCUUCCGAAUCUACAUUAAAGAGAAGAAGGAGUGCCGGCGGGAUCAUCGCCCACCAUGUGCUCAGGAGGCCUCCCGCAGCAUGGUACACCCCAAUGUGAUUUGUGAUGGUUGCAAUGGGCCAGUGGUGGGAACUCGCUAUAAAUGCAGUGUGUGCCCAGAUUAUGACCUCUGCAGUGUCUGUGAGGGGAAGGGCCUGCACAAAGAGCAUGGCAAGCUCAUUUUCCCUAACCCCUUUGGCCACCUUUCUGAGGGCUUUUCUCACAGCCGUUGGUUUCGGAAGCUGAAACACGGGCAUUUUGGCUGGCCUGGAUGGGAGAUGGGCCCACCAGGGAACUGGAGCCCACGUCCUCCUCGAGGAGGGGACACUCGUUGCUGCCCCACGGCUGAUUCAGCUUCUGGUCCAUCAGAGGAUCCCAGUGUGAAAUUCCUGAAGAAUGUGGGGGAAAGUGUGGCAGCUGCCCUCAGCCCUCUGGGCAUUGAAGUUGAUAUUGAUGUGGAACAUGGAGGGAAAAGAAGCCGCCUGACACCUGUCUCCCCAGAAGGCUCUAGCACAGAAGACAAGUGCAGCUCCCAGCCAAGUAGCUGCUCUUCAGAAGUCAGCAAACCAGAUGGGACAGGCGAGGGGAUUGCACAGUCUCUGACAGAGCAAAUGAAAAAGAUUGCCUUGGAGUCCAUGGGGCAGCCAGAGGAACAGAUGGAGUCGGAUAAUUGUUCGGGAGGAGAUGAUGACUGGACACAUUUGUCUUCAAAAGAAGUGGACCCUUCCACUGGUGAACUGCAAUCUCUACAGAUGCCAGAAUCAGAAGGGCCAAGCUCUCUGGACCCCUCUCAGGAAGGACCCACAGGGCUGAAGGAAGCUGCCCUGUACCCACAUCUUCCACCAGAGGCUGACCCUCGGCUGAUUGAGUCGCUCUCUCAGAUGCUGUCCAUGGGGUUCUCUGAUGAAGGUGGCUGGCUCACCAGGCUCCUACAGACCAAGAAUUAUGACAUCGGGGCUGCUCUGGACACAAUCCAGUAUUCAAAGCACCCUCCACCAUUGUGACAAUGUUUGUGCCCCAGCCCUGCAACCCACCCCUUUAUCUCCUAGUUGCAUUGAGUAGAGCAGCAGGGCCUGUUUCUCAGCAUUCUUCCAGAAUCUGUGGGUGGAGGUAUGUGACGUUUGAGGGCAGUAGGACAAGUGAUCUGAGGAGAAGUUCCAAGUGUCUGUAUGUAUGGUGUGUAUACACAUGCUGAUGUCUGAGAACAUACCCAGAUACCUGUGGCUGAGCUUCCUCUGCCUCCCAGGAGCCUGGGCUUUGCUGGGAGCUGUAGAGACACAUUGCAUGCACUUGCUCUUGCCGCCAGCAUCACCAGCAGUUCAGAAUAUGUUUUGCCUGAUAGUCUUCUUUUUCUUUGUUAAAAGUGAUUAAUAUACUGACAUUUUCAACAAUACUGUUAAGAGUAUGGAGAAGGGGGACUGGCCAUAGUGAGUCAGGGGUGGUGGGCAGUUGGGGCUCAUGGGAAGCUGACAGUUCUCCACAAUGUACAAUGUACUGCCUUUCCCCCUGUUCAUUAACAUUCUUGUUCUCUUAUAUCCAGUGUUAACUGCUUUUCAAGAAACCCCUCUGUAGCAGCCUGUGACCAAUUUAUAAACAAAUGGCUAAUGCACUUUAAAAACCAA